UGGAUGUGUUUCACUGCCUUCUAAUAUUCAGUAACGGUCUGUCUCUGGGGUUAGCGCUUCCUGGAUGAAACAGGAUUGUGGAUCAUAUUUAUCUACAAUCCAGAGAAUUACGCACUAAAACUGCUGGGGCACACUCGGAAAAUGCAGCCGCCGCCAUUUGAAACAGUAGGUAAAUUCAACAUGAAGCACUGUGGAUGUAGAUGUAACAUUAUUGUUCCUUUCGGAUAUCUAUUGUGUUACUAUCGGUCCCCCCCCAGGACGUGAGCAGUCACACAGCAGGAACGGGAUAGCCAGGAUUAACGAAGGUUGGCAAGUUGAAAUGAAAAUGUCGAAUACUGCAAUAAAAUCCGCUGGCCCAUACGACCCUCCUCUCCAAACACUGAUCCUGUGACGCGGCUGAGAGCAGCGCCGGGUGUAGGAUAGAUGUGGUGGAUGCCUGUGGAUGAUGCGCGCGCGUCAGGGACUAUCUGACCCCAGCUGGGACAACAGAGACUCAGUGAUAAAAAGCAACAUGGCAUCUCUAAUAGUCUGCCUGAAAAAAGGAGGGGUUUACGACAGGGAGGCAGAGGAGAAGAGCUCCAGGCGUCUGCACUGUCCUCCUGACUGACCGGCCCGCUGAAGUACCGGGAAGCCAAACCCACCAGUGUGAGGACUGGGAGACUGUAUAUAAAGGCCAGCAGCGGCAUCUGAGCGGGUGUCUGUCACCAAGUCAUCACCGGCCGCCUCUUGUGCCAUUUUGUCCUCCUGUAAACGAAUCUGGAUUAAACACUGUUCUAGUAUCAGGACAGCAUACACAAGGACCAGUCAUGUCUCAUGGAUGGGGAUACGGACGCACUAACGGACCUGCCAAUUGGGUGGAAGAAUUUCCAGUAGCUAACGGGCCCAGACAGUCGCCUAUCAACAUUGUCCCCAACGAGGCUCAGUAUGACUCCUCUCUGAAGCCUCUGAGACUCAAGUAUGACCCCUCUAAUACCAUGGGCAUUCUCAACAAUGGACACUCCUUCCAGGUGGAAUUUACGGAUGACACAGACAGUUCCACCCUGACUGGAGGCCCUGUUUCUGGAACAUACCGUUUGAAGCAAUUUCAUUUCCACUGGGGAGCCAGUGAUGACAGAGGCUCAGAACACACUGUAAAUGGCAUCAAGUUCCCCUGUGAGCUUCACCUGGUGCACUGGAACACUAAGUACCCUAACUUUGGAGAGGCAGCCAGCGAGCCUGAUGGACUUGCUGUGGUUGGGGUCUUUCUCAAGAUUGGUCCUGCCAACCCCAGACUUCAGAAGGUUCUGGAUGCCUUGGAUGCUAUUAAGGCCAAGGGAAAGGAGACCACCUUUUCAAACUUUGAUGCAAAGACUCUGCUUCCUCCUUCACUGCGUUAUUGGACUUAUGAAGGCUCUCUGACCACCCCCCCCCUGCUGGAGAGUGUCACCUGGAUUGUCCUCAAGGAACCAAUCAGUGUCAGCCCUGCACAAAUGGCCAUAUUCCGCAAGCUCCUUUUCACUGAAGAAGAAGAAGUUCCAUACCACAUGGUGGACAACUUCCGUCCUCCUCAGCCUCUGAAGGGCCGUGAGGUCCGCGCCUCAUUCAAAUAAACCCUACUUCAUCUUGAUAACUUCCUUUUUUAGAUUUUUAAAGGUCUAUUGAUGAAAGCCAAGAGUUAGCGUUACAGGCUACAGUGCUUAGGCAGCUAUAUAUUAUGGGAUCAUGCAUGUGUGCUGUAUGUUACAAUUAGAAAGCACACCUAGCUGAUGCUAUGUAUAGUAGAUGUAGGUCUAAAUUACAUACAAGGAUAUUUAUUAUAAGAGUCAUAAUAAUAAUAAUUCCUCAAUAUUUUAAAAAUAUAAAGAAUAUGCUUUGCCUGGUUUGGAAAAUGACUUUAUCAACUUCCAGAAGCUUUUUUUUGUGAGUGUGUUGUGCAUUGUGUUGCAGACAGCUGCAAUGACAGAAACUGACGUUUUUGGGCGUGACAUUUUUCAGUGCUGACUAUACAUUUGUGCAGUGGGCAAGGGCGUAGUUUUGCAUGGCAGGGCAGAAAGGUUCCUACCAAACCCAUGCUCCAGACCAGUAACACUGGUCUCAGAGUGCAGUGGCUGUGAGACGAGAGCGCAGGGACCGUCUACAAAGUGCAGCACUGAAAAGAGAGGCCUACUACAAAAAUAUUCAAUAAAUUUACUUUUACCCAGUGUAGUGUUACCAAAAUUACUUCACACAUCAAUGGCCAUUUGAUGGUUAUACUAGAACCCUUAGGACAAAUACAUUUUUUUCAGAAUUUGGGGUAAUUUUUAUUAGAAAAAUAUUCAAUAACUCCACUCAUACAUUGCAGUAUCACCAACAUCACUCAUCAUUAGGGUUGUCUGUGCAGAUUCUCAGUCAUCCAGGUCAUAAAAGCUGAAAGAAAAAAAAUCAACUGGACUAGAUUUCAAAUCUAGUCCAGUUGAUUUUUUCUAAGUUCUUUCAAAAUCAUUAGGGUUGCAAAAUUCCAUGAAUUUUCAAAGUUGGAAACUUUCCAUGGGAAUUAACAAGAUUAUAUGUCAAUAAACUGGAAAUUUGCAAACUUGCUGAUUAGCCUGUCACAGGGACCUUAGAGUUGAAAAAACUUCUUGCAGCAUAUUCUGAUUAAAUCAAUUAGCUUUAAUGCAAAAUCAGUUGCUUUCUACCCUGUGCAUUUCUCAGUCACAUGCACACAGCACACUACUUACUGCAGGGCUACUUAGUUCACGCCCCCCUGCAUGCACUGUGCAGUCCGUAGUCACAUGUAAAAAUAAUUUCUAGAAUCCUGCACACUACAGCAGGACUACUGAAGCAACACCAUUUGAGCCCAGGGACUACGUCCAGUCAAUUAGGUUUGAUGAUAUUAUUAGGGUGAAUAUAUUUGAUCAAAAGGUAUUAAAGUUUAACUGACAAAACACUAAAUCAAAAUGUGCUUUUAUACAGUAGCUAGCUAGGAAGCAGACAUGGAGGAUGUUGAUGAGGUCCAGGAAAAAGAGACCUGAAAGGUUGAAAGGAGUGCAAGGAAAAAUGCAGAAGCCAGGGAAUAUGUUAAUUUUAUUCAACAUUCAUUCUUUUUGUUGGUCAGUGACAGAAUACAUUAAAGUUCUACUCCAUCAAAAAUGUCAUUUUUUAAAUUGGCAUGAGUUUACAUGCAUGUAUGCUUAUGACCAAACAAAAUGUUUAUGUCGUUGUUUGCAUACAAUACAGUUUGUAUAAAUAACCUCAAAUUUCCAAUUAACUCCCAUAAAUUCCCAUGGAACGUUUUCAGAAUGUUUCCAGAAAUUUUCCAUCACUCUGCAACCCUACUCACCCUCAUGCACAGGCUAGAAACCCCAUGAAGAUGAAAUAUUUUGUUUGAAUUCAGCAUCAGGCAAGAGAAGCAGAGCAGGCUGAUGAGGGAACAGGUGCAUCUUCAGUGCUUCAAGUGAGGCUCUAAUUCGUGGGUAGAAUCAGGGAUUAAGGAGUAUGUUUUCAGGGGGUGGGGAUGUUGUCCCUACCAAUGUUGAGCUCAAACUUAUGGCCCUUGGCACUGGGGCCUUCACCCAUCAACUGGUGCUUUUAUCCAAGUAGAUUUUUAGACUUAGGAUCAUCUCAUGAUGAUAAUACUAUGUAGUGCUAUAGUACACUGUGAAGGAGAGUCCUAUAUAAUAUUGGCUAAUACAACUGCCCGAGGCCAUGUCCAUACUAAUGCAUGUAAAUAAAAGAUCCAGUGUUUCUUCUUUGUGCUAAUUUUCCAUCCACAUGGAUCUUUUUAUGCAAAAACCUCAGACACAUUGUGUUACUGUGAACAUGACUUUAACCAAUUCAUACUGUCAGAAACGGCGCGUAAUGCGGCCGAAAAGUGUUAGGUGAACUCAAUUAAAUGGCCAGACAAGGAAGUGUA
Messenger RNA from Monopterus albus (swamp eel), 3871 nucleotides. RefSeq names its product carbonic anhydrase (gene cahz). The transcript is spliced from 7 exons. Gene Ontology annotation, cellular component: cytoplasm. Gene Ontology annotation, biological process: regulation of pH; carbon dioxide transport. Gene Ontology annotation, molecular function: carbonate dehydratase activity; zinc ion binding. The record is from RefSeq and is a predicted model, not a curated record. NCBI's taxonomy places the organism in Eukaryota, Metazoa, Chordata, Actinopteri, Synbranchiformes, Synbranchidae. Bases 807 to 1589 code for a protein of 260 amino acids.